This is a messenger RNA of Salarias fasciatus (jewelled blenny), 3482 nucleotides long. RefSeq names its product glutamate receptor ionotropic, kainate 5-like. Gene Ontology annotation, molecular function: signaling receptor activity; ligand-gated monoatomic ion channel activity. Gene Ontology annotation, cellular component: membrane. The transcript is spliced from 21 exons. Lineage: Eukaryota; Metazoa; Chordata; Actinopteri; Blenniiformes; Blenniidae. Bases 160 to 3435 code for a protein of 1091 amino acids. Gene Ontology annotation, biological process: monoatomic ion transport. The record is from RefSeq and is a predicted model, not a curated record.
CCCUCCCCGGACUCCGACACCCGGGAUCCACUGGAAGCGUCUCUGGCUCUGACUCCGUCAGCUCCUCCUCCGGACGGCGCAGCGUUCAGAGCGGCCAUGACGGCGGGUCACAGGGGGCGGUACAGGCAGCCAGACGUUUCUCCAUGAGGACGGUGGAAGAUGCCGGCUCUGCCUGCGGUGCUGCUGUGGAUCAACGUCCUGCUGAUCAUGGCGCCGCCCUGCUGCGUGGAGGCUAACGCUGCGCCGGGCCUGCGCAUGGCAGCCAUCUUGGAUGACCGGGUGGCGGCGUGCGGCCGCGGCGAGCGUCUGGCCCUGGCUCUGGCCCGAGAGCACAUCAACAGCCUGACGGAGGGUUCGGCUCAGGGACGGGUGGAGGUGGACGUCUACGAGCUGAAGGGGGACAGCCAGUACCACACCACCGACACCAUGUGUCAGAUCCUUCCGAAGGGCGUGGUCUCGGUGAUUGGCCCCGCCUCCAGCCCCGCCUCCGGCUCCACCGUCAGUCACAUCUGUGGAGAAAAGGAGAUCCCCCAUGUGAAGAUCGGUCCUGAGGAGACCCCCCGGCUCCCCUUCCUCCGGUUCGCUUCGGUCUCUCUGUAUCCGAGUAACGAGGAUCUGAGUUCCGCCAUCGGCUCCGUCCUCAAGUCCUUCGGGUUCCCGACCGCCAGCCUGAUCUGCGCCAGGGCCGAGUGCCUGCUGCGAUUGGAGGAGCUGGUGCGUCACUUCCUGAUCUCGCGGGAGACGCUGUCGGUCCGCAUGCUGGACGACAGUCUGGACGCCACGCCGCUGCUGAAGGAGAUCCGGGACGACCGGGUGUCCACCAUCAUCAUCCACGCCAACGCCUCCGUGUCCUACCGCGUCCUGAGGAAGGCCACCGAGCUGGGAAUGAUGUCGUCCUUCUAUAAGUACAUCCUCACCACUCUGGACUUCCCGCUCCUGGCCCUGGACCGGGUUCUGGACCAGCAGUCGGUGGUUCUGGGCUUCUCUCUGCUCAACAGCAGCCACCGCCUCUACCUGGAGUUCCUGCGGAGCCUGCAGCUGUUCUGGAGGGAGGGCUGCGGCGCCAGCCCCCCCCCGGGGCCCGCGCUGUCCUCAGCGCUGAUGUUCGAUGCCGUGCACGUGGUGGUGAGCGCGGUGCGGGAGUUGAACCGCAGUCAGGAGAUCGGUGUGAAGCCGCUGAGCUGCUCGUCUCCGCUGAUCUGGCAGCACGGAACCAGCCUGAUGAACUACCUGCGCAUGGUGGAAUACGACGGGCUGACCGGUCACAUCGAGUUCAACAGCAAAGGUCAAAGGACAAACUACAGCCUGAAGGUCCUGGAGAAACACCCCGACGGACACAAGGAGAUUGGCGUGUGGUUCUCCAACAACACGCUGGUCAUGAACUCCUCCUCUCUGGACCUGGACGCCUCGGAGACGCUGGUCAACAAGACGCUGGUGGUCACCACCAUCCUGGAGAACCCCUACAUGAUGAGACGCUGGGACCACCAGGAGCUGCAGGGGAACGAGCAGUACGAGGGCUUCUGCGUGGACCUGCUGCGGGAGCUGGCCGCCAUGCUCCACUUCUCCUUCACCAUCAAGCUGGUGGACGACGGCCUGUACGGAGCGCCGGAGCCCAACGGCUCCUGGACCGGGAUGGUGGGGGAGCUGAUCGCCCGGAAGGCUGACCUGGCCGUCGCUCCCUUCACCAUCACCUCAGAGAGAGAGAAAGUCAUCGACUUCUCCAAACCCUUCAUGACCCUGGGGAUCAGCAUCCUGUACCGAGUUCACCUGGGCCGUAGACCCGGGUACUUCUCCUUCCUGGACCCCUUCUCGCCGGCGGUCUGGCUCUUCAUGCUCCUGGCCUACCUGGCCGUCAGCUGUGUCCUGUUCCUCGCUGCCAGGCUCAGCCCCUAUGAGUGGUACAACCCCCACCCGUGCCUGCGGGGGCGCCGUGACGUGGUGGAGAACCAGUACACUCUGGGGAACAGUCUGUGGUUCCCGGUCGGAGGCUUCAUGCAGCAGGGGUCAGAGGUCAUGCCCCGGGCGCUCUCCACCCGCUGCGUCAGCGGAGUCUGGUGGGCCUUCACGCUCAUCAUCGUGUCGUCCUACACGGCGAACCUGGCGGCGUUCCUGACGGUGCAGCGGAUGGAGGUUCCCAUCGAGUCCCCGGACGACCUGGCGGACCAGACCAACAUCCAGUACGGGACGAUCCACGGCGGCUCCACCAUGACCUUCUUCAUGAACUCGCGGUACCAGACGUACCAGCGCAUGUGGAACUACAUGAACUCCAAGCAGCCCAGCGUCUUCGUGAAGAGCAGCGAGGAGGGCAUCGCCCGGGUGCUGCGGUCCCGCUACGCCUUCCUGGUGGAGUCCACCAUGAACGAGUACUACCGGGGCCUGGACUGCAACCUGACCCAGAUCGGGGGCCUGCUGGACACCAAGGGCUACGGCGUCGGCCUGCCGCUCGGUUCUCCGUUCAGGGACGAGAUCACUCUGGGGAUCCUUCAGCUGCAGGAGAACAACCGGCUGGAGAUCCUGAAGCGCCGCUGGUGGGAGGGGGGACAGUGUCCCCGGGAGGAGGACCACCGCGCCACAGGUCUGGGGAUGGAGAACAUCGGCGGGAUCUUUGUGGUUCUGAUCUGUGGACUGAUCAUCGCCGUCUUCGUGGCCAUCAUGGAGUUCGUUUGGUCCACGAGGAGGACGGCCGAGACGGAUGAGGUUUCCGUCUGUCAGGAGAUGCUGACGGAGUUCCGGAACGCCGUCUCCUGUAAGAAGACGUCUCGCUCUCGGCGCCGCCGGCCGCUGGGCGCCAUGGGGGGCGGAGUCCUGCGCCACCCGCCCCGCCUGGCGCUGGCCGGGCCCCGCCCCCUCCGCCUGGUGCGCGAGAUGCGCCUCAGUAACGGCAGACCGUCCGGCGGCGGCGGUCCGGUGGCGGGCGGAGCGGGGGCGGGGCCGCGUCCAGACCUGGGCCCGGGGCCGCAGAGGCUCCUGGACGGCCCCCUGGGCUGCGCCGUGCCCCUGGCCCCGCCCCCGCCCCCGCCGGUCCCCGUCCUGCUGGCGCCGGCGCCGCCGCGCGGCUUCCUGCAGAGCUGCAGCCACGUGCGCAUCUGCCAGGAGUGCCGGAGGAUCCGGAGCCUCACGCCGCCGCCGCCGCCCCCGCCGCCGCCCUCCUCCUCCUCCUCCGCCUCCUCCUGCACCCGCCUCCCUCCGGCGGUUCACCACCACCUCCACCGCCACGGCCUGCACCACCUGCACCUGCACCGCGGCUCCAUGUCGCUGCCCCGCCUCCCGCCGCCGCCGCCGCCCAUCCCCGCCGACAGGGCCGACAGCGACGGCGGCACGGCCAGCCCGCGGCGCAGCAGGAGGCCGCCGCCGCCGCCCAGGCCGCAGCCGCCCGCCAGGACCCCCACGCACCCCACGCACCCGCCCACGGACUCACUGGGGGGUCGCGACUGAGCGGACACCAUCAGAGGGUCAAAGGUCAAAGAGCCAAACCCUCAGAA